Molecule: messenger RNA, 1617 nt
Organism: Entrophospora sp. SA101
Lineage: Eukaryota; Fungi; Glomeromycota; Glomeromycetes; Entrophosporales; Entrophosporaceae
Source: the annotation of a GenBank genome assembly
AUGCAUUGCCACGAAUCAUUUUCUUUUCCCACUCCAAAGGCAGAUCAGGAUCUGAACCCAAAACACCUUGAUAUGUCCAAAGAAAAGGAUAACCCAGAUUAUCGACAACCACUUUACCUUGGUACUUGGAAGAAAUCCAUUCCGUAUAUUGAUGAUGAUAUUGCAAUAGAUGAUAUGGACGAGCCUCAUAUGAAAAGAAAAGUAACAAUAAUAAAAAAAUACCCGGAAAUCGAAAAAUUAUAUGGAUACGAUCUCAGAACAUUACCUUUAACAAUUGUAGCAUGUUUUAUGCAAGUGAUGGCAGCUUAUGUGUUUGGAAAGGUUUUGAUAGAUUGGAAUUUGGCAAUGUUGCUUUAUGGUUAUUUUGUUGGGGCAUUCAUUUCCCAACUUUUUGGCGUAGUUAUUCAUGAGGCAUGUCAUUGUCUUAUAGCUCCAACAGCUCUCCAAAAUCGUAUAAUAGGUUUGAUUGCAAAUAUCGGUUUACCAUUUCCUAUAGCAAUGUCAUUUCGUCGUUAUCAUCUUGAACAUCACACAUAUCAAGGUGUUUUGGCCAAAGAAAAGGAUAACCCAGAUUAUCGACAACCACUUUACCUUGGUACUUGGAAGAAAUCCAUUCCGUAUAUUGAUGAUGAUAUUGCAAUAGAUGAUAUGGAUGAACCUCAUAUGAAAAGAAAAGUAACUAUUAUAAAAAAAUACCCGGAAAUUGAAAAAUUAUAUGGAUACGAUCUCAGAACAUUACCUUUAACAAUUAUAGCAUGUUUUAUGCAAGUAAUGGCAGCUUAUGUAUUUGGAAAAAUUUUGAUAGAUUGGAAUUUGACAAUGUUGUUUUAUGGAUAUUUUAUCGGGGCAUUCAUUUCUCAACUUUUUGGCGUAGUUAUUCAUGAGGCAUGUCAUUGUCUUAUAGCUCCAACAGUUCUCCAAAAUCGUAUAAUAGGUUUGAUUGCAAAUAUUGGUUUACCAUUUCCUAUAGCAAUGUCAUUUCGUCGUUAUCAUCUUGAACAUCACACAUAUCAAGGUGUUUUGGGUGUUUUGGGUUCAGAUCCUGAUCUGCCUUUGGAAUGGGAAAAGAAAAUGAUUCGUGGCAAUGCAUUUUUAAAAUUUCUUUGGUUAAAUAUUUAUCCUAUCAUGUAUGUCGUCAGAGGAUUGGCUAUGCAGAAAAGUCCAAGUUUUUGGGAAUACGUUAAUUGGGUGUUUACAAUUACAACAAAUAUUAUGAUUUACAAGUAUUGUGGAUUUAGAGGUUUAAUGUAUUUGGUUUUAUCAUUAUGGUUUGGUUUUGGUGCACAUCCUGCUGCUGCUCAUUUCAUCCAGGAGCAUUAUACCUUUGAAGAUGGUCAAGAAACUUAUUCUUAUUAUGGGUGUUUAAACAUAGUCUUGAUAAAUAUUGGGUAUCAUAACGAGCAUCAUGAUUUUGUAAAAGUUCCAUGGACAAAUCUACCCCAAGUCCGUAAAAUCGCAUCAGAGUAUUAUGAUACUUUAUCAUAUCACACGUCAUGGGUUAUGUUACUUUGGAAUUUUGUAACGAAAAAACAAUUUGGACCCCAAAGUCGUGUUGGUAGAACACCUGAUGAUCAUAAGAAAGGUCGUAAAAUGUUGAAAAUGAUGAAGGAACAUUAA